UUAUAUAUUUUUUUUUUCAUUCCGUUUCAGUGAAGUAGACAGCUGUUAACUUGUAACCCGAGAGGGAGUUCUACGGAAGAAGACAGGUUCCUAGACAAGAGGACCGAGUUGCUCUCGCAUCCCAAACAACUUAUCAUUCUUUGCCUUAUGCAGCUCACAAGAGACGCAUGGACAUGGAGCAAACUAGAAGGGACCAUCUUCUCCAGAACAGUAAUAGAAAAAAUUUCUUGCUUGGUUCCCCGAUUCUCUUCUUCAUCGUCUACGGUGCAACUCAACUUAUUCGAGUCUCACCAUGGACUGGCCACCUACAUUUCCUCGUUACAAAGCUGUGCCCACCACAAAAAUCUCACCAGAGGCAAACAAAUUCACUCCAGCAUGCUCACCAAUGGCUUCCUCAACUCUCCUCUAUCCAUCACCAGCCUGAUCAACAUGUACUCCAAGUGCAACCGAAUGGAAGAUGCAGUUCUGGUCUUUAAUUAUCGAAGUAAUGAUCAGAAUGUGUUUGCCUAUAACUCAAUCAUUUCUGGUUUUGUUUCAAAUGGGCUUGCGGAAGAUGGUUUUGAGUUUUAUAAGCAUAUGAGGUGGGUGGGUGUUAUGCCGGACAAGUUUACCUUUCCAUCUGUGGUCAAAACUUGUUGCGAUGUUAUGGAGGUUUUGGAGGUUAGGAAGAUUCAUGGGUUGUUGUUUAAACUUGGGUUGGAGCUGGAUAUGUUUGUCGGAAGUGCUUUGGUUAAUACUUAUUUGAAAUUUGGGUUAAUGGAAGAAGCACAGGAGGUUUUUGAGGAAAUGCCAGUGAGGGAUGUUGUGCUUUGGAAUGCAAUGGUUAAUGGUUAUGCGCAAAUUGGGAGGUAUGAGGAGGCUUUGGAGACUUUUAGGACAAUGGGAAGAAAAGGGGUUGUUCCUAGUAGGUUUACCAUUACUGGUGUCUUGUCGGUUUUAGCUUUGUUUGAGGAGUUCAAUAAUGGGAGGGCAAUUCAUGGAAUAGCAAUGAAAAUGGGGUAUGUUUCUGGUCUUGCAGUUUCCAAUGCAUUGAUUGAUAUGUAUGGAAAAUGCAAGUGUAUUGGAGAUGCUUUAGAUAUUUUUGAGAUGAUGGAUGAGAAAGAUAUAUUUUCAUGGAACUCGAUCAUAGCUGUUCAUGGACAAUGCGGUGAUUAUGAUGGUACUUUAAGACUUUUUGAUAGGAUGUUAGGUGCUGGCGUGCGGCCUGAUUUGGUUACUGUCACAGCAGUCUUACCUGCUUGCUCUAAUCUGGUUGCAUUAAUGCAUGGACGACAGAUUCAUGGGUAUAUGAUAGUCAAUGGUUUUGAAAAGGAAGCCAAUAAUAAAGAUAGGGAUGAUGUGCUUGUCAAUAAUGCUGUUAUGGACAUGUAUGCUAAGUGUGGGAGUAUGAGAGAUGCUCAUUCGGUUUUCAAUAAGAUGAGCAACAAGGAUGUAGCAUCCUGGAACAUCAUGACAAUGGGUUAUGGCAUGCAGGGUUAUGGUAACGAGGCAUUACACCUGUUUUCUUGUAUGUGUGAGGCACAAAUAAAGCCCGAUGAAAUCACAUUUAUUGGGGUAUUGUCUGCUUGCAGCCAUGCAGGCUUCGUGAGACAGGGUCGUGAGUUCUUGAUGCUUAUGAAAUUGAAGUAUGGUUUGGAUCCAACUAUUGAGCAUUAUACUUGUGUUAUUGACAUGCUGGGUCGAGCUGGGCAGCUUGAGGAGGCUUACAAACUAGCACGAACAAUGCCUAUUGAGGCCAAUUCUGUGGUGUGGAGAGCUUUGCUAGCAGCAUGCCGGCUACAUGAUAAUGCUGACCUUGCUGACAUUGUUGUAAGAGAGAUAUUUAAACUUGAGCAAGGGCACUGUGGAAAUUAUGUAUUGAUGUCAAAUAUAUAUGGAGUAAUUGGGCGAUAUGAAGAGGUGUCAGAAAUUAGACAUGCAAUGAGGCAACAAAAUGUGAAAAAGACACCAGGAUGUAGCUGGAUUGAACUCAAGAAUGGUGUCCAUACUUUCAUUACGCGUGAUCGGACCCAUCCUGAAGCCAAACUUAUAUAUGUUGCAUUAAAUUCAUUGACUGCUCGUCUACAUGAGUAUGGAUAUAUGCCUGACCUCUAACAUUGGGUUUCUUCUGAAAGUAUACCAUCGGAUUGUGUCGAUGGAAAACUCUGAUUAUUUUGCCUGUGAUAAAUGGGAAAGAAGGCAAAUUAACAUUGUGCAGAAAAUGAAAUAGUCCCUUUUUUUA
Molecule: messenger RNA, 2221 nt
Organism: Carya illinoinensis
Lineage: Eukaryota; Viridiplantae; Streptophyta; Magnoliopsida; Fagales; Juglandaceae
Product: pentatricopeptide repeat-containing protein At3g14730
Exons: 2
Coding region: 148-2094 (648 amino acids)
Biological process (GO): RNA modification
Molecular function (GO): protein binding; RNA binding
Source: RefSeq, a predicted model, not a curated record